Photinus pyralis (common eastern firefly) is the source of this 4330-nucleotide messenger RNA. RefSeq names its product claspin-like. The record is from RefSeq and is a predicted model, not a curated record. Bases 24 to 4244 code for a protein of 1406 amino acids. Gene Ontology annotation, molecular function: anaphase-promoting complex binding. Gene Ontology annotation, biological process: activation of protein kinase activity; mitotic G2 DNA damage checkpoint signaling; mitotic DNA replication checkpoint signaling. Lineage: Eukaryota; Metazoa; Arthropoda; Insecta; Coleoptera; Lampyridae. The transcript is spliced from 18 exons.
AUAAACUCAGAAAAGUCGGGUACAUGUCCGAUUUCAAGAUGCAGGAACUUAACACUGAGGAGUCCUUACCAAUGGAUCAUAGUACUGACGCACCUAGUGAGGAAAAUAAUCCAAAUGUGAUAAAUGUGGAAGUAAGCAAUGGUGUAAACAAAUUGAUUGAAAAAGAAGGCAAUGAUGUAUGCCCUGCCGUUGAUGUUGAACAUAAACAAUACGACAAUGAAAAUGGUCCAAUUAAUAAUGCCUCGAAUAAUGUACAUGUGGAUGGAUCUGUGGCUAGGAAGAGUAGAAUUUCAAAAAAGUUAAGGAGAAUUGCUAUCGCUGACAGUGAUUCGGAAACAGAUACAGUUGACACAGUCUUGAGAAAUUCUGAUGAAGAGAAUUCUUCAAAGGUAGAAGACAUUGACGAAAAAUCCUUAUCACAAAACGAAGUUGUAGAAAAUAGUAUUAAAAAAAGGCGUGCUAUAAUUGACAGUGAUUCUGAUGAGACUGAAAGUGUUGAUCAUAAAGAAACUAGUAGAUCAAAGCUUAUUAUAGAUAGUGAUUCGGACGGAGAAACAUUUAAUACGAAUAAUGUACAUACAGACACUGUUGAGGGUUCUGCUUUAUUUGAUCAGACAUCCCGUAUAGCAGCUCUAUGCGAUUCUGAAAGUUCUGAAGAUGAACGUGAAAUGGCCUAUUCAGAAAAUAUCAAAAGCAUGCAGAACACUAAAAAGAAAUCAGUUGUGCGUCCCAAAAAAGAAAGACCACCAAAGAGAAUGACUGCAAAAGAUGCAAUAAAGCAACGGCAAGAGAUCGCGUCGGAAUCACAAAGAAUGCUGAGAGAAAUGCCACUGGCACUUCCAUAUCACAGGCCUAAGGAGCGUUCCAUGGAAGAGUUCUUUAAAAAUCGACCUCGAUUAUCUAUUAUAAAAAAGAAACCUAAUCUGCCAGUCUCUGCUGCCAUGAAAAUGACCACUGAAGAAUUCAAAGCUGUUGUGAAAGAAAUGGAAGACAGAGAGAAAGAGGUAGAAAAAUUUUAUAAGUCCGACUCUGAAGAAGAGCAGGAGGAAAAUAUUGCACUAGCAAGUGUGGAUGAUAACAUUGAUAAUGAAAAUCAUCAUACUCCAGAGAAGACGGACAGUGUAACACCACCAACUGCCACCAUUUCUAAUCCUGCAGAUGAUUGCGUUAAUUUACCAAACAACCUUUCACAGUCCAAUGAUUGUGAUAAUGUGAAUGAAACUGAAACUAUCAACAUGAAAACCGUAGAAGAGGCGCACAAGGACUGUGUGGGUGUGGUUGAAGUGGAUGAAUGUAUGAGUACAACACAAGAUUUCUUUGAAAACAACUGCAUCAAUGAUGAAAACAAAGAGGACAGUAAAGUGGUAGAAGAUUUGGUGAUGGAAACUUCACAGACCCACUCCGAUAUGAAUGAUAGUACUGAGGCAAGAAGUGAAGACUGUGAGGUGAAUCCGUGUGAAGAAAGAGAAAAGGGAGACUCUGAUCAUAGCAUUGCUCAUGAUUUGGAGAAUCUUUCGUGUGAACACCCUGUACAAAAUGACACUUGUGCACCUUCAGUCCAAAAUAAAAUUAUAAUACACUCUAUUGUGACUAUUCCAAAUGUAACUAAUGCGACGGAGGAAUCGGUAGACUACGAUUUUAAUUUAGACGGCCUUGAUGAAAAUAUUGAAAAUGGCGAAGACGCUCGGCUUCAGACUUUGAUAAAUAAGUAUGCGAGCACCGAUGCGAAAUGCGACUCAAAUCAAAAAAUGACCUUUAAACAGCAACUAUUCAAAGAACUGGGAAAUCGCCGGCCUGCUCUCAGCGGCGAUCCCGACCAGGAAAUCGAUUUCGAUGAUGGAAUAAUGAGACCUAAUCCAGUAUGCCAACUGAAAGACCGAUUCAUGAAACUUCAGGCACCAAGGAAGGCUAAACGAGAGACAAUGAAAUUGGAUAUAGUAAAUUUAUCGCAAGGAGAGGUACAGAAGGAAAUAGUUACUAUAACGGUGGAUGAUAAUAAAGAAAGUGAAAUGCCAUCAAAGCCAGGGGUCCGCCUACAAAUGCUGAGGAACGAACUUCAGGAGAAGAUAGCCAAAGAAAAGGCAGAAACGUGGAAAAAUAAAGAUGUCACUUUGUCGCAGCUUGAUGAAAAUGCCGACGAUAUGGGUGAAACUUCUUGCAAAGACGGUUAUGAAGCUGAUGAAGAGAUUUUGGAUGAUGAGGAAGAAGAGGAGGAGACGGAUGAAGAAACUGAUGAUGAGAUCGAACAGGUCGAAAAAGUUAGGAAGAAAUCUGCUUUUGUUGAUGAUGAGGCUGAAGUGACUGAUGAAGAUGAAUGUGAUGAUGCAAGUUCUGGUAGAAGCUCCAAAAUGUCCGUUCAAGUAGAUGAAGACAAUUCAAAUACUGGAGAGGGGCUACCAGAACCUAAGAAACGAACAAGUAGAAUUCUGAAAGGGUUCGCAGAAGAUUCAGAUAAUGACAGUGUGGACGAUUUAAAACCAUCAGUGAAAGUAGCUGAUACAUGUAAUAUUGAAACUGAAAGUGUCUCUGAUGUUUGGGAUGAUCAUUCAAGUAUUCCACCUCAUCAACCUAUACCUGACAAAACGCCGCAAAAACCAAUGACUCAACCUAAUACAGACAGUAGCUUUUAUACUCCUGUAAUGCAAUUAACAGCUCUUCAAGGGUUAAAUUCAGGGUCUAAGUUCCUACACGAAUCGCCUAUAUCCCCAUUUCGGUUUUCAUCAGCUACUCCUAGUCAAUCUGUCGAAGGAGCAAGGCAAAAACUGUUUGUGGAUAAUUGCGAUACAGCUCAAGUUGAGGAUCUGGACGACAUUGCUGAAUUAUGUUCAGGCAAAUUUCCUAGUACAAAUGAUACAACGGUUGUUGAACUACCACAACCCACCACCCAAGAUUUACUAGAAAUUUGUUCAGGAUCGUUUACCGGCCUGACAAAUAGUAAAUUGAACAACCAAUGUGACAGCAUUGAGCAAUGCAAAAAGCUAGAAUCACCAGUAGAGGAACCGGACACUGUUGACCUACCAAAUCAGGACUCCAGCAAUCCUGAUGCCGAAUCCAGGUAUUUGGAUGAAGAUAGAAUUAUCUCGCAGCUUUUAAAUGAGGAGGAGCUGGCACAAUUUAAAAAGAAAUUCGAAUCGCCAGUUGCAGAUCAAGGUAGCGUAGACAUACAGGGAGGUGGCAAGUUAGUCUUUGACUCGUCAGACGAUGAGUUCAGCGAAAGUAAUCCAAAAGUAACAAAAACUCACCAUAAGAAAUUACAGUUCUCAGAUGAUGAAUCUGAAGAAGAUAAUGACAAUGAUGAAGAAAUUGAUCUGUAUGAUGAUAAUUCGGAUGCGGACGAAGGCAAAAUGGAAAUUUUGAAUGAAGAGAUCAAUUAUGAUUCUGAAGAAAAUGAAGUCGACCAGUCUUCAGUUCACAAACAGAGAAGCGCACCAGGUGACUUCUUGGAGAAGGAAGCUGAGCUUACCGAAUCCGAAUGGGACAGUGCAGACGAAGACGAAAGAGAUUUGGACAUUUUAGAAGCCGAACAGGGUGAUACAGAAGUGUUUGAUGAAAACAAAAUAAGAAACGAUUUGGAAAAGAUUCACAUGCGGAGAGUAUUGGAUGAUGAUCAACGAGAAAUAAAAAUUUUACAGGAAAUGCUAUUGGAAGAUGGUGAAUUACAUGGCACAGGAAGAGAAAGACAAUUCCGUUGGAGGAAUAUUGACGAUAAUGCGAAUGAUGACCGAGGUCCAAAGGAUGAAGAUGAUGUGUACUUAGAGGAAGACGAAAGUGAGGAACAGUGGAGACGUGCGAGGCAUCAGAGAGAAAUGUUCUUAAAAAGCCAGCAAGAACAAAAUGGCGUAGACGAUUUGGAUAGUGAUAUUCUCUCAAAUAACGAUAGUCAAGUCUUUAAAAUCGGACAAGAGGCUUUCCAAAGGAGUUUAUCACAUGACAAAAACACGUCAACCGACUUGAAUUCUAAAACUUCUUUUUUUUCAAACACUAGGGGAUCAUUUUUAUCACGGACUGACAGAUUUUUAACACGGCUUGCUGGUAUGACUAAAGUUACGAGUACCGUUAAUGUAGUAAAAACUUCUAAGAAGAUUGUUUUUCAUACAACCAGUUUCACUAGUGAAAAUGAGGAUAAAUCAAAUAACAAAAGAAAAGCAAGUGAUGGGACACCAGUAGCCAUAAAGAAAUUACGAUUAACAUCCAAUUUUAGUCCUAGUAUAAGCACAAGGGAUCAAAAGACGAAGUUGUUUUAGUGUACCUAUAUUUUAGACAAAUGUUUAUAUAUACGUUUUAAGAAAAUUGUUUGUUGUGUACUUUCCUACAAUGGGCGAGAUAAAAU